UCUGCAAAGGAGAUUGAAAACCUCAAGAAUGAAUUGGAGGAGGCUAAGUCUGACCUCGCUGACCAGCAAGAUGCUAUUAUCAAUGUGUCUCGUCAACGUGAUGAACUUGAGGUCACGGUCCGAAGGUUGGAAUAUCUUCUGUCUCUUAAGAAAGAAGAAAUUCCUUCCACGCUCUCCGCCCCGGCCACAGGAAUUAGGAACAAAGCCGCCUCCUUAGGUUUGCAGGUGAAGGCGGAUGAAGAAGAGGAUUCGCUAGUAGAGAAUAUUGGCGGCAGAACGCAGUCCUUCCUGCGACACGAAACAGAAUCUGAGGCCUUUGUGCAGCUUCAACAGCGCUGUGAACAUUUAGAGGGAGAGUUGCAGGCAAAGGACGCGGAAAUUACCCGUCUACAACUGCAGCAUUCUGCCGACAUGCAUGAAACUGAACAACUCAAAAAACGCCUUGUAAGUGCACCCAUUCAGAUAGUGAUCCCGCCUGAAGUGAACAUUUCUGCUGCGGGCCCUCGCAAUUUGAAAUUACGCGCGAAAAGAUCGCGAAAGAAGGCUUCACCAAAACCGGCACCACCUCCAGUUGUAAUCCCUGAGUUGGAGAACAGUGAUGCCGAAGAGAAGUUGCUGGAAAAGUUAACCGAUCCCACGAAACCUUUGGGCAGAUUACCAUCCCACGUUGAGGUGGACUGGGAGGAGAAAGAAGAUAAGGAGAACAUUCCUGCCCCCGUAGCGAAAAGAACAAGGCGCAAGGCUCAUUCAUCACAAACUGCUGAGGUUACGAGUGUACGUCGCAUGACUCGAGCCAGGUCGAGAAUGAUUUCCGACGCUCACUUUCCUGCAAUGGCCACAAUCAAGGAGUUAUAG
This is a messenger RNA of Dibothriocephalus latus, 855 nucleotides long. The record is from the annotation of a GenBank genome assembly. NCBI's taxonomy places the organism in Eukaryota, Metazoa, Platyhelminthes, Cestoda, Diphyllobothriidea, Diphyllobothriidae.